AGGUGAACUUUCAUCUCACUGAAACUAAGUCAAUAAGGCAAUAAAUGCAUCAUAAUUCAUAAUACAUUCACAAACCAACGUUAAGUUUUGUGUCAGUGUUCACAGUGUUUUCUCAGGAAAAGUACCUCAGUUGAAGAAUCACCAAGCAAUUUUUUUUUGUUUCUCUCUGGAGUGCUUUUGGGAUAAUUGCAGAGAAACGGUCCCUGCCCAGGAGAAGAAAAGUAAACAGGCGAGAGUUAAUGACGUUCAUAUCCGUCAUGGAAGCGGUCAACCGGGCUUAAGGAGAACAUCGGGGAUAUCACAGCAGAGUGAUUCUGCACCCAGCAGAUUUUACGGGACUGGUGAGAGAAAUCGGCAAAUUCGAGUAAACAAACAUUUUACAAAAGAUCAUUUUAUUCUGGAGUUCUGCAUUUAGCUGUUAAGUAGUCAAGGAUGGCUAAAAUGGCAGUGCAGCUGCUGGGGUUCUUCCUGGGUCUUCUGGGCCUGCUGGGAAUGGUGGUCACCACACUGCUGCCGCAGUGGCGCCGGCGGGCUUACAUUGGCUCCAACAUCAUCACGGCUACAGGUUACAUGAAGGGGCUGUGGAUGGAGUGUGUGUGGCACAGCACGGGCAUUUACCAGUGCCAGACCCACCGCUCCCUGCUGGCACUGCCCCUGGACCUUCAGGCGGCGCGGGCACUCAUGAUCAUCUCCUGUGUCGCCUCCAUUCUGGCUCUUGCCCUCGCCACUGUGGGCAUGGAGUGCACCCGCUUGGCCUCGCACUCCCGCAACAAGAACGCCCUGGCUGUCUUCGGUGGCAUCGGCUUUAUCGCCGCCGGCCUUCUCUGCCUGGUCACCGUGUCCUGGACCACUAACGACAUCGUCCAACAAUUCUACAACCCCCAGCUGCCCAGCAUCAUGAAGUACGAGAUCGGGCAGGCUGUCUACCUGGGCUUUAUCUCAGCCUUGCUGAGUAUUGCUGGCGGGGCCUCACUGUGUCUGUGCAGUGGGUCAUUCCUGGAACGUAGAGCCCGCAUCCCACAAGCCUCUGCGGCGGUCAUGCGGCGAGGACCUCAGGCAUAUCAACACCCCACUGUCCAUAAGCGCCUUCAUUCUCCUUCCGGCUUCUCGAGUGCCAGUGAUGGAUACAGGGUUGGUGACUAUGUGUGAAAAACAUCACAUAGACUAUUUAAUGGACACACUCAUUGCUUAAGUGCUUAUUCACACCGAGUAACUCGCCACAGAAAGAAGCCAGUGUCAAGGAGUUCUGCAAUGUGUUUUCUGGUACUUUUUAAUGCAUUUGACAGUCUUUGCGUUGUAACAUUCAUGCUUUUUUAUUUAUGUACAGCAGUGAUAUUCAUUUGACUGAAAUACAGAGCAGUAUACAACACUAAUUUGACUUUUACCCUGUUUUUGCAUUUCUAUAGCAUUGUUUUAGCUCUCUUUUCAAAAAGAUGGCUACAUUUAUCGAACUGAUAAAUGUAGAUCAUAUAGAUAAUAUACCAUAAAAAUAAUAAUUUUGAGAUUCAGUUAAAAUACAGUACACAGAUUAUAAAAGAUUCCAUCCAUCCAUCCAUCUUCCAAAUGCUUAUCCUGGACAGGACCAUGAGCAUGGAUUAAAAAAAUACAUUAGAAACACAUACAUGUUGGUGUAAUUCACUUUUACUUUUGAGUUUUACAUAGAAUAUGAUUAUUUCAAAUAACUCAUUUGCUUUUAAAAAAGCAAGAUUUUUCUUGAAUGCUGAAUAUGGGGGAAUUGGGCCCUGAAAAUCUGAUAAAUGACAAAUUGGAUUUUUGAGAAUACAUACUUUCCAGGAAAGUAAUAUUAAAAGGUAAUGUUCAUAUACAAAUAGAUGACUAUUGGCUGAAUAAUAAUGCUAUAUUAUUUUUUGCUUGUGUAAACAUUGUAUCAUAUUGUCACGCCCAGCUCGUCCGAUCCUCGUGUGUGCCACGCCCCCUCAUUAUCCAUGUGUACUACCCUGAUUGUUCCCAGCUGUUUGAUGUUAUUUUCGACUUGUUCUGUGUAUAUCAGUCCACGUCUUUGUCCAUUUCCCAGAUCCGUCAUUCACGUUUGUACCGUGUGGUUCAUGUUUCUUGUGCU
Messenger RNA from Paramormyrops kingsleyae, 2080 nucleotides. RefSeq names its product claudin-14-like. The record is from RefSeq and is a predicted model, not a curated record. NCBI's taxonomy places the organism in Eukaryota, Metazoa, Chordata, Actinopteri, Osteoglossiformes, Mormyridae. Gene Ontology annotation, cellular component: membrane; bicellular tight junction. Gene Ontology annotation, molecular function: structural molecule activity.